Molecule: messenger RNA, 2203 nt
Organism: Rhagoletis zephyria (snowberry fruit fly)
Lineage: Eukaryota; Metazoa; Arthropoda; Insecta; Diptera; Tephritidae
Product: intraflagellar transport protein 172 homolog
Biological process (GO): intraciliary transport
Cellular component (GO): axoneme; intraciliary transport particle B; ciliary basal body
Molecular function (GO): protein binding
Source: RefSeq, a predicted model, not a curated record
AAAUUUCCACAGGCAAAUGCAGUUACAGCUUUAAUUUGGUUAUCAACCGGUGCCAUAAUUGCAGGACUCGACGAUGGCAAGGUGCGUGCGCUUCACUGUAAAAGCAACAAGUCGCAAAGUUUAUACUCUGCAGAGAGCAUUUGCAUCGCUUUAGCUUCGAAUACCAAAGGCACUGGCUUUCUUUCUGGCCACAACGAUGGCACAAUAAUACGUUACUUCGUCAUCGAUGAUGCCAAUGAAUCUUCAGGUCGACUAGUGCAGCAUCCAGUGCCACCUUUUGCUUUGGCUUGGCCACAAGGUGGAUUUUGUGCUGGCGGUUGUGACCAGAAAAUUGUUUUCUAUGACACUGUGGGCCGUCCAGUGCGCACAUUCGAUUACUCUCGAAAUGAUCGUGAAAUUACUGUUGCCGCCGCCAGUCCUAACGGUCAAGCUGUGGCAUUUGGCAGCUAUGACAAGAUACGAAUUUUCACAUGGAGUCCGCGCUUGUCCGAUUGGAAUGAGAGCGCAACCAAAGAAAUUAUGCACUUCUACACGGUCACCUGCGUACAAUGGCGACGCGAUGGCGCACGCUUGGCAAUCGCUUCUGUAACGGGUGCGGUUAUACUCUUUGAGUCAGUGUUGAAACGCACCAUCUGGCAAGACAAAUUCGAACUGAUUUUUGUGGCACCCAGCCAGCUGCUGGUGAAAUCUUUGCAAGAGCCUGCAGAACAGAUGACCAUCGAAUCGCAACUGGGACUGGAGAUCGACGACGUGCGCAUAAUGGGUAAGGACAACUAUCUGGUUGCACGCACCGAGGACUCGAUGAUCUUGUGUGAUCUGACGCGCAAUUUGGUGAGCGAAGUGCCCUGGACAACAUCGGGGCGUCACGAACGAUUCUAUUUCGAGAACCCGAAUGUGUGUUUGAUUUUCAAUGUAGGCGAACUAAGUCUCGUGGAGUACGGCGAAAGCACGNUUAUAUAAGUAAUUUCUUUCAGGAACAAUAAGAAACUUGCAUUCUUGCUAGACGCCAAAACUAUUUGCAUUGUUGACCUUAUAAACCAACUCAUCAUUGGACAAGUGAAUCACGAGACCAAAAUCGAUUGGAUCGAAUUGAGUGAAACCGCGCACAAAUUAUUGUUUCGCGACAAGAAACUCAGAUUGGUGCUAAUCGACAUUUACACUGGCAAGAAACAAACUUUGCUCUCAAACAUCUCAUUCGUGCAAUGGGUGCCGCAAAGCGAUGUAGUCGUAGCACAAAACAAUAAUAAUUUAGCCGUCUGGUAUAAUAUUGAUCUGCCCGAGCAUGUAACGCUAAUGGCCAUACGCGGCGAUGUUAUCGAAGUCACCCGUGACUCAGGUCGUACAAAUGUGCGUUCACAAGAAGGCCCUGCAGAACACACUUAUCAGCUGGACGAAGGCCUCGUUGAGUUCGGCACCGCAGUUAACGACAGCGACUUCGGACGCGCAAUACACUUUCUAGAGACGCUUGGUGACAAGCCGGCCGCCAAAGCUAUGUGGCACAAUUUGGCUGUCAUUUCAAUCGAGGAUGGCAAUCUUCGCGUUGCGCAGCGUUGUUAUGCCGCCUUGGGCAACGUAUCUAAAGCGUACUACUUGAAUGAAAUGAUAGAAGAAGCAGACAAAUUUGAAGAGACCACGGGUUCUCCCGGUAUUAUGUGCCCAGAAGUGCGCGCCAAACUGGCGCUCUUGAGUUCCGACUUGCGCACGGCAGAACGUAUUUACCUGGAGCAGGGUGAUAUCGAAGCAGCACUUGAAAUGUAUAAGAAACUUCGUAUGUGGGAUGAGGCGCUGAACUUAGCUGAGCGACGUGGCUAUGGUGACCUACAGCAGCUAAAGCAACAGCAAAUGGAGUUUCUUUUAACCACCGGGCAGGAAGAGAAAGCCGGACAAGUGCUGGAAGAGCAAAGCGAACCUGAAAAGGCUUUAAGUCUCUAUUUGAAGGCCAGUAAGCCAGCACGUGCAGCGAGAUUGGCCAUGAAAACACCUCAUCUGAUGGAUGAUCAGCAACUGAUGCUAAAAAUCACAGAAGGAUUAAUAAAUUGCGAACUGUACGAGAUGGCUGGCGACAUUGCGCUCAAACUAUCGCGCCCAGAGGCGGCUAUGGGCUUGUAUCGCAAGGGUGGCGCCUACGCACGCGCACUCGAUUUGGCACGUGAAGUUGCGCCGGAUGACGUCACGAAUUUGGAAGAGGAAUGGGGCGACUGGU